Messenger RNA from Acinonyx jubatus (cheetah), 1074 nucleotides. It is a transcript of the gene NHLRC4, whose product is annotated as NHL repeat containing 4. NCBI's taxonomy places the organism in Eukaryota, Metazoa, Chordata, Mammalia, Carnivora, Felidae. The record is from RefSeq and is a predicted model, not a curated record. The transcript is spliced from 2 exons. The coding region runs from base 375 to 1058 and encodes 227 amino acids. Gene Ontology annotation, molecular function: protein binding.
CCCUCCCACCUGCCCAUGCCAGCUCAUCAAGGCGGCCCCUCCCUCACACUCCAGUUUCUAACAACAGAGGCUGUUGCUGCAGGGCCCAGGGCGACUAGCCCCAGCCCCACGUGCGGCCCAGCUGCAGGAACUCAGCUCAGAGGGGCCGAAGUGUGAUCUCUGCCCACCACCUCUCUGUCCUCUGGCCUCCUGGGCCUCCCCGCCCAGCUGCUCCCAAGCUGGACCCACCUGGAGACCCCACUCGCUCCCGGCAGCCCCGGCUGCUGGGACAGAUCCCAGUGCCGGCAGGGGCUGUGGGAGGACCCCGGGGUCUGCACUGCUCCCCGGAUGGCCUGCUCUUCCUGACGGCCGGGGCUGCACCCUGCGUCCACGUGAUGGACCUCGAGGGACGCUCCAUCUGCCACCUGCCCUGCCAUCUGCCGGGGACUGGGGCCUUCGUGCCGGAGGACGUUGCUGUGACGGCCGCUGGGCUUGUGGUGGUCAGCGACCUCGUCCGUGGGGCUGUCCACGCACUUCAGCACGCCGCCCGAGCCCCCCUGGGCCGCUGGGUCACGGUGGGCACCCACCUGGCCCCCCGGGGACUGGCUGUGGAUGCCGCUGGCCGCCUUCUGGUGACAGACUAUGUGCUUGGGGCUGUCCACAGCUUCACACUGAGCCCUGCCUUGCAGCCACUGGCCCCAGCCUCCAUGCUGGGUCUGGAGGGCCCGUGCUGGGUGGGCCCAGGGCCUGACGGGGGCCUCGCCGUGAGCGAAGAGUUUGGGGAUGUGUGGCUGUUCGGCAGUGCCUGCCAGCCCCUGGGCUCCCUGGGGGUUCGGAAAGGGCAUGCUUUUGGGAACCCAGCAGGCGUGUGCACCGAUGUGGAGGGCAGUGUCAUUGUGGCAGAUGAGCAAGGGCGCCGCGUGACCCUCUUUCCUCGGGCCAGGGAGCCCGUCUGCCUGGUGUCUGAGGGGCUGGGGCGGCCCCUGGGUGUGGCCUGUGCCCCUCAGGGCCAGCUCGUGGUGGCAGACGCAGGGGACAGCUACAUCAAGGUGUACCAGUACCACUCGGAGCCAGCCUGACCCAUGGACUCAGAUG